Molecule: messenger RNA, 2244 nt
Organism: Cyprinodon tularosa
Lineage: Eukaryota; Metazoa; Chordata; Actinopteri; Cyprinodontiformes; Cyprinodontidae
Gene: ppm1aa
Product: protein phosphatase, Mg2+/Mn2+ dependent, 1Aa
Exons: 6
Coding region: 392-1552 (386 amino acids)
Biological process (GO): positive regulation of canonical Wnt signaling pathway; protein dephosphorylation; negative regulation of canonical NF-kappaB signal transduction
Cellular component (GO): cytosol; nucleus
Molecular function (GO): magnesium ion binding; protein serine/threonine phosphatase activity; manganese ion binding
Source: RefSeq, a predicted model, not a curated record
GCGUAUCACAAGCUAACGCUAGCUAGGAAACUGUCAAGCUGUCAAGUGGAGAGGCUGGGGCAGACGGUUCAGCUUCCCUCCCUGGCUUGGCCCGUACACAGAUCCUCCCCCUCAGAAACACAAGAGCCGAGCUUAUUCUUUUGCUCACCAACUGAGAUAAUGUAAUGUAAAACGGGAGCGCGUAAAGAGGGAGUACAGUUCCAGAGUUUAUGCACUAAGUGUUGAGUGACGACAGUUAAGUGCUAGCUGUAGGCUAGUUAGCUUAGCCAGCGCUAACCCUCACAUUUCGUCGUUGAACACCUUCUUGUGGUAACUGCGGGCACUUGGUCCCUAUUGCACAUUGUGUUCCUGUCAUCUGAUAUUUUGGUUGUUUGGUUAUUAGAGGGACACAAUGGGGGCAUUUCUGGACAAACCAAAGAUGGAAAAAUACAAUUCCCAUGGUGAGGGUAACAACCUGAGGUAUGGGCUGAGCAGCAUGCAGGGUUGGCGGGUUGAGAUGGAAGAUGCACACACAGCAGUCAUUGGUCUGCCUCAUGGUCUCGACCCCUGGUCGUUCUUUGCCGUUUAUGAUGGGCAUGCUGGCUCUCAGGUGGCUAAGUACUGCUGCGAGCACCUCUUGGAACACAUCACUAGCAACCCAGACUUCAAGAAUGCUAUUAUGGAGUCCAACAAUGUGGACGGUGUGAAGAAUGGGAUCCGCACAGGAUUCUUGGAGAUCGAUGAACACAUGCGAACCAUCUCGGAGAAGAAGCAUGGUGUAGACCGCAGCGGAUCCACUGCAGUAGGGGUAAUGAUCUCUCCAAGCCAUAUCUACUUCAUCAACUGUGGAGACUCGCGGGGUCUCCUCAGCAGGGGAGGAGCUGUUCACUUCUUUACACAGGAUCACAAACCCAGCAACCCCUUGGAGAAGGAAAGGAUCCAGAAUGCCGGUGGCUCAGUCAUGAUCCAGCGAGUUAAUGGCUCUCUUGCUGUGUCCAGAGCCCUGGGUGACUUUGAUUACAAGUGUGUCCAUGGAAAAGGCCCAACGGAGCAGCUGGUUUCGCCAGAGCCUGAGGUGUAUGCAAUAGAAAGAAACGAGGGUCAAGAUGAAUUUAUUAUACUUGCCUGUGAUGGCAUCUGGGAUGUCAUGGCCAAUGAGGAACUCUGUGACUUUGUGAGGUCAAGGCUGGAGGUUACAGAUGAUCUCGAAAGAGUCAGCAAUGAAAUUGUUGACACUUGCUUGUACAAGGGAAGCCGGGACAAUAUGAGUGUUGUUUUAAUCUGCUUUCCUGGGGCCCCAAAGGUAUCUCCAGAAGCUGUGAAACGUGAGGCUGAGCUGGACAAAUAUCUGGAAGCCAGAGUAGAAGAGAUAAUCAAAAAGCAGGGAGAUGAAGGCGUCCCAGAGUUGGUCCAUGUUAUGCGGACGUUAGCAUCUGAGAGCAUUCCAAACCUCCCUCCUGGUGGAGAGUUGGCCAGCAAACGAAGUGUUAUUGAAGCAGUGUACAACAAACUUAACCCGUACCGAAGCGAUGACACCGACCCUGGCAUCCUCUUCUUCCGUGGUUUCAGCUAAACCAGAAGCUAAUGACAAAAUAUCAAACGAGCAUUUGUUGCUUUACGAAAACUACAUAUAUCCCUGGUCAGAACUUUCCACACACUCCUCAUUGGGCAGGAAUGUUUAAUUUCUUUUGGUCUUCUUUGAUUGAUUAUGACUUUACAUUUAAGAGUUAGAUGCAAGUUUGAAUUACUGUUGAAUUUCAAUCCACACAAGGUUAAAAUCGUCAUUGCCUUAUUAAUGAAUCUCUAAUACCAGAUGUUUAUGAUCAAACGCAAUUUAAUGUGAGACAAAAACAACCCUAAAAAAACCUCAAAAAAUGUUUUGAAAUGACAAUUUUUAUUAACAUAAAAUAGGCAUUAAGCCCUGCUUAGUGCUAAAAAAAAUAUAUUUGGCUCCUUUGUUAAUUCAACUGCUCAGACCAUUCUUUUGUAGAAGUGAUUUUACCUAAAAAAAAAAAGUAAGAUGAAUCAUGUUAUCUUUCGUAAGCAAUCACAUACAUACAGUAUAGAGUAUCAGUGAUGUGUUAGAGAUGAUUUCAGUUCCAAUGAUGCCUGAAAGCAACAGCUGGGUAUCAUGCUGUUUGGCCAUGUUGUUGUGCUGUCAGUCAUGAUCUGCAGUUCGCCCCCCCACCAUGCCAAAACAGGGUCAGAAGUUUGAAUCUGAAAAAUUGCAAUCUGCAACUGCAAAAAAAAAAAAAAAAAAAAAAA